ACUGCGGACACAGUACAGGAGAUGACCAGAGACUGCGGACACAGUACAGGAGAUGACCAGAGACUGCGGACACAGUACAGGAGAUGACCAGAGACUGCGGACACAGUACAGGAGAUGACCAGAGACUGCGGACACAGUACAGGAGAUGACCAGAGACUGCAGACAGUGCAGGGAAUGACCAGAGACUGCAGACAGUGCAGGGAUGACCAGAGACUGCAGACAGUGCAGGGAAUGACCAGAGGCUGUAGACAGUGCAGGGAAUGACCAGAGGCUGCAGACAGCAGUGCAGGGAAUGACCAGAGGCUGCAGACAGUGCAGGGAAUGACCAGAGACUGCUGAC
This is a messenger RNA of Staurois parvus, 340 nucleotides long. The record is from the annotation of a GenBank genome assembly. Lineage: Eukaryota; Metazoa; Chordata; Amphibia; Anura; Ranidae.